UGCUUGGCGUGGGUCUCUGUUAUAAAAUAGUUUACUGUUGGCGUGGGUUGAACAUUUCGGCAUUAUAAUAUAAAUAUUCACAACGUUACAAAAUGUCACAACAAUAUAGCCUUCGUUGGAACAACCACCAACCAAAUUUUAUUUCAAUGUUUGAAACUUUACUUACAACUAAAACAUUAGUUGAUGUGACUUUAGCGGCUGAGGGUCAACAUUUGGUAGCACACAAGGUGGUGUUAUCAGCCUGCAGCACAUACUUCCAUAGUCUCUUUGUAGAUAAUCCAUCACAUCAUCCCAUUGUGAUUUUAAAAGAUGUGACAUUUGCCGAUCUCCGUACAAUGGUAGAUUUCAUGUAUUAUGGGCAAGUAAAUGUAACGGAGGAGCAGUUACCGCAGGUGUUGGAGACUGCAAAAGUAUUAAAAAUCAAAGGGCUAACAGAAAUGCCCGAUUCCACAUCUCUCACGAGGUCAUCUGAUUAUAAUUCAGCUGACAACUCUCUGGAAACCCAAAGGCAAUCUGCUUCUCCAUGUUCACCUACAAGGCGCAAAAGGCGCAGAAAAAGUUCAUCAGGAUCAGUAAACUGUAUUGGCGAAAAUAUUAGAAAUGAUGAAAUUGAUCAAAAUAUUAACAUGACAAGAGAGCUGCCAACCGUAACAUUAAGUAGCUUGCCACACAAGCGCAGGGAUGACAAAAUUGAGGAAACUGCCCAACAGACUGGGGAGCCGUCAAAUUUAAAUAUUGAUUUAAAUAUGGAGGCAAAUAUUAUACCUCAAGGACAGUGGAGUAUGCUGGAAUACCCCCGGUAUACGAACCCCUGCCUCGGAGGCGGCGCGCUGCCGCCAGACCAGGGCAUGUACAUUAACAACGUCAUGAACACCCAUGCGGACGCAGACCUCAAUAGCUACGGACAGCUGGGCAUCGCGGGCCCUGCGCCCGGCCCAAGCUGCGUCGCCGACUCCCAGGCCGUGCAGAACCUGCCCCAGACUCCCGUCGCCAAGAGACGCCGCACCACCAACCCCCAGGCCGAGGAGAACUUCCAGCGGGCGCUCGAGGCCGUCCGCUUCGGCGGGAUCGGCUUCUGCAAGGCGGCGCGGCUCUUCGGCGUCAAUAAUAGGACGCUCUGGCUGGAGUAUAAAAAGAAGGGGUACCCCAACAACAGGCCUAGCAUUAAAAGCAGAAUUAAGCGCGAGCACGUGACCCCCCCGCCCGAGCACAAGGACGAGCCGCGCCAGGCCGGCACGCAGAUGGCGUUCUCCGCCUGCCCGCCCGCCGUGCCCGUCGGCUACAUAGACACGCCGCCCGUGGGGUUCUCUAUGCAGGUCGGCAGCACCAUUAACUUAAACCUGAACGGAAUGAACUUCCCGAUAAAAGAUGUUAAAAAUAGUGGUCCAGGUCAUAUACUCGUUGUUCCGAGCGAGAAGGACGAGACAGAAAAUGUUAAGAAAAAUUUGAAUCCGCUCAGUACGGUAUUCCUACGGCAACGACGGUCAAAGAUCUUCAAGAGGCAGUGCAGGGUGAGCCCGGAGGAGCAGGAGAUGAAGAAGCAGGCAUCGGAGCCGGCACCGGCGCCUUCCUCCGCCGUGCCCAUUCUGCAGAAACACGACUCCUACCCGCAGUAUAAACCACCAAAGGUCCAGACUUCCGACAGUCGGCGCCUCAAAGCGGAGCAGUCGGUGGGGUCGCUCCUGAUUCGCGCCUUCGCGGUGGUCGACACGUCCGGACAAUCGCGGGCGCAGACCUCCACGGCGACCCCCAGUGUCAGCUCCGCGGAGGACGCGCCGCAGACGCAGCGGGCGAGCCACACGCCGGCGGUCCGAUCCGGCCCGCCGCUCAGCUGCAACUUCUGCUGGAACACGGUGGACGAGUGCGGCAGGAUCCUCCGCCGAAAGACUCAAUACCACUGCCCGGAGUGUCGCACCAACCUGUGCAUCGUGCCCUGCUUCCACGAGUACCACGAUGGCCCGGACGCCGAAGCGAGCGCCAGCGCUAGGUGAAUGACCUCCCAUCUCAAACUGGCCCGUCGACUUGGUUUUUAAACCUAUUUCGAAGCGAUCUUCUCAGAUCCAUGUGCGCUUUUAUGAACUGUUUAGUGUUUUAUGCAUCGCACGAUGUGUAUGUUAAUCGUUACGACCUAGUUGUGUAUAAGCUCGGAUUAAAUUCACAUUUCAAAGUAGGUACAUGUUAAAUCUUCUAAAAUAUAAAUAAUUUUGGUUGAAAGUAGAAAAUUUAGAGUUAAGUUUGUUAUUGAAUAAAAAUUACCGUUACUGUUAAUAUGACCGAAUGAGUGAGACACGUCAAUUUACGAAUGUGCUAUGUUAGAGAGAGCGGACAUAUUUUAACCUAACAUUAUUUUCAUAAUACUUACAGGGUCAGGUACUGGUGAGUGCUUACACUUCUACUAUGAAUGAAUGCUACUAUAUUUUAUUAAUCAAAGUUAUAUUUACUACUCCUAUUAUAAAAAUAAGAUUAAGGUAUAUUUACAAAUAUGUAAUGCAGAAUGCUUUACGUAAAUGCAUGGUGUAAAAAUUAAGAAGUAUGA
This is a messenger RNA of Aricia agestis (brown argus), 2536 nucleotides long. RefSeq lists its product as uncharacterized. Bases 93 to 1991 code for a protein of 632 amino acids. NCBI's taxonomy places the organism in Eukaryota, Metazoa, Arthropoda, Insecta, Lepidoptera, Lycaenidae. The transcript is spliced from 10 exons. Gene Ontology annotation, biological process: regulation of transcription by RNA polymerase II. Gene Ontology annotation, molecular function: protein binding; DNA binding. Gene Ontology annotation, cellular component: nucleus. The record is from RefSeq and is a predicted model, not a curated record.